AUGGCUCUUCUUCGAUGUUUAUCAAAACAAUUAAAAGAAAUGGAAAAAGAUCCACCACCAUUAUGUCAAGCUCAACCAGUUGAUCCAUCAAAAGAUAUGUUUAACUGGAAUGGUUCAAUUCGUGGUCCUGAAGGAACACCAUUUCAAGAUGGAAUUUUUUGUUUAACAAUACAUUUUCCAACGGAUUAUCCAUUUAAACCACCUCGAAUCCGUUUUACAACUCGUAUUUAUCAUCCAAAUAUAAGUUCACAAGGUGAUAUUUGUUUAGAUAUUCUUCAUGAUAAAUGGUCACCUGCAUUAACUAUUCGAACUGUUUUACUUAGUUUAUGUUCAUUAUUAACCGAUCCAAAUCCUGAACAUGGCUUAGAAAAUGAAAUUCUCAACAUUUAUCGAAUGGAUAAAAGUCUAUAUGAAAGGAAUGCAAGAGAAUGGACAAAAAAAUAUGCCAUGGAAAAUCAAAAUAAAGGGUCUUAG
Rotaria sp. Silwood1 is the source of this 474-nucleotide messenger RNA. NCBI's taxonomy places the organism in Eukaryota, Metazoa, Rotifera, Eurotatoria, Philodinida, Philodinidae. The record is from the annotation of a GenBank genome assembly.